Messenger RNA from Callorhinus ursinus (northern fur seal), 1908 nucleotides. The record is from RefSeq and is a predicted model, not a curated record. NCBI's taxonomy places the organism in Eukaryota, Metazoa, Chordata, Mammalia, Carnivora, Otariidae.
GUCCCACACCCCUCUGGGGCCUUUGGGGGUGUUGGGGCCUCCGUGGGUCAGGCUGGCCCCCUGCCCUGGUCUGAGUCAGCAUCAUUCCCCCAGAUCUUUGAUAUCUACGUGGUCACAGCUGACUACCUGCCCCUGGGGGCCGAGCAGGACGCCAUCUCGCUGCGGGAGGGCCAGUACGUGGAGGUGUUGGACUCGGCCCACGCACUGCGCUGGCUUGUGCGCACCAAGCCCACCAAGUCCAGCCCCUCGAGGCAAGGCUGGGUGUCCCCUGCCUACCUGGACAAGCGGCUCAAGCUGUCACCUGAGUGGGGGCCCACGGAGGCCCCCGAGUUCCCAGGGGAGGCCGUGUCUGAGGAUGAAUACAAGACAAGGCUGAGCUCCAUCAUCCAGGAGCUGCUGAGCUCCGAGCAGGCCUUUGUGGGCAAGCUGCAGUUCCUCCAGGACCACCACAUUCAGCACCUGGAACGAUGCCCCCACGUGCCCACGGCCGUGGCCAGCCAGAAGGCAGUCAUCUUCCGCAACGUGCAGGACAUCAGUCAUUUCCACAGCAGCUUCCAGCAGGAGCUGCAGAACUGUGACACAGACGACGAUGUGGCCAUGUGCUUCAUCAAGAACCAGGAGGCCUUUGAGAAGUACCUGGAGUUUCUGGUGGGCCGCGUGCAGGCCGAGUCUGCGGUGGUCAGCACGGCUGUGCAGGACUUCUACAAGAAAUACACGGAGGAGGUGCUGUCCGCAGCGGACCCAUCGCAGCCGCCCCCACCACCCCUGCAGCACUUCCUGGAGCGGCCAGUGCAGCGCAUCCAGCAGUACCAGGCCCUGCUCAAGGAGCUGAUCCGCAACAAGGCGAGGAACGGGCAGAACUGUGCACUGCUGGAGCAGGCCUACGCGCUCGUGUCGGCCCUGCCGCAGCGCGCCGAGAACCAGCUGCACGUGUCACUCAUGGAGAACUACCCAGGCACCCUGGAGGCCCUGGGCGAGCCCAUCCGCCAGGGCCACUUCAUCGUGUGGGAGGGGGCGCCGGGCGCGCGGAUGCCCUGGAAGGGCCACCACCGCCACGUCUUCCUGUUCCGCCACCACCUGGUUGUCUGCAAGACCAGAAGGGAUUCCCGCACCGACACCUUCAGUUACGUCUUCCGGAACAUGAUGAAGCUGAGCAGCAUCGACCUGAACGACCGGGUGGAGGGUGACGACCGUGCCUUCGAGAUCUGGCACGAGCGGGAGGACUCGGUGCGCAAGUACCUGCUGCAGGCGCGCACGGUCAUCACCAAGAACUCGUGGGUGAAGGAGGUCUGCAGCAUCCAGCAGCGCCUGGCCCGGCCCGUGUGGCAUCCCCCAGAUUUCGAAGAGGAGCUGGCGGACUGCACAGCAGAGCUGGGCGAGACCGUGAAGCUGGCCUGCCGUGUGACGGGCACCCCCAAGCCCGUUGUCAGCUGGUACAAAGAUGGGAAGCCAGUGGAGGUGGAUCCCCACCACAUCCUCAUUGAAGACCCCGAUGGCUCGUGUGCCCUCAUCCUGGACAACCUGACUGGCGUGGACUCCGGCCAGUACAUGUGCUUUGCGGCCAGUGCCGCCGGCAAUGCCAGCACGCUGGGCAAGAUCCUGGUGCAAGUACCCCCACGAUUUGUGAAAAAGGUCCGGGCAGUUCCUUUUGUGGAGGGAGAGGAUGCGCAAGUCACCUGCACCAUUGAAGGUGCCCCACACCCUCAGAUCAGGUGGUACAAGGAUGGGGCCCUGAUAACGCCCAGCAGCAAGUACCGAACCCUGAGUGAGCCCCGCAGUGGUCUGAUGGUGCUGGAGAUCCUGACAGCCAGCAAGGACGACCUGGGCCAUUAUGAGUGCGAGGUGAGGUGGGCAGGCACAGGGGACCUACCUCGGGGACCACCAUCACCCAGGAUCCCUGAACCAUGA